Molecule: messenger RNA, 862 nt
Organism: Cynara cardunculus var. scolymus (artichoke)
Lineage: Eukaryota; Viridiplantae; Streptophyta; Magnoliopsida; Asterales; Asteraceae
Product: 40S ribosomal protein S7
Exons: 6
Coding region: 119-694 (191 amino acids)
Biological process (GO): rRNA processing; ribosomal small subunit biogenesis; translation
Cellular component (GO): 90S preribosome; ribosome; small-subunit processome
Molecular function (GO): structural constituent of ribosome
Source: RefSeq, a predicted model, not a curated record
AUACGUUUUUGAGUCCCCAGCAUCAAUAACAGCAGCAGUCUUCUCCUCCCGAGCCGAACUCCAAGCAGGUUAGGGUUUUCCUCCGAGAGGAUCCACCCUUCGAUUCAACAUCUUCAAGAUGUAUACCUCAAUGAAGAAGAUCCAAAAGGAUAAGGAUGUCGAACCCACCGAGUUUGAGCAGAGUGUUGCUCAGGCUUUGUUUGACUUGGAGAACACUCACCAAGAGCUCAAGAGUGACUUGAAGGACUUGUACAUCAACUCUGCAAAUCAAAUUGAUGUAUCUGGAAACCGGAAGGCUGUUGUGAUCCAUGUUCCUUAUAGAUUGAGGAAACCAUUCCGCAAGAUCCAUACCAAGCUUGUCAGAGAGCUUGAGAAAAAGUUCAGUGGGAAGGAUGUGGUUUUCAUUGCCACCAGACGCAUAGUUCGACCACCAAAGAAAGGUUCCGCAGCCCAGAGACCUCGAUCUCGCACCCUUACAGCUGUGCAUGAUGCCAUGCUUGAGGAUGUCGUCCACCCUGCUGAGAUUGUGGGGAAACGUAUCCGAUAUAGGCUUGAUGGUUCCAAAAUCAUAAAGAUUUUCUUGGACCCAAAGGCUCGUAAUGACACAGAGUACAAGCUGGAGACAUUCAGCGGAGUGUACAGGAAGCUUUCCGGGAAAGAUGUUGUGUUUGAGUACCCUAUUACAGAUGCUUGAGAGCAUGUUAGCUAGGCUUUUGAGUCGUGAUGAGGUUGCUUUGAUGUUUCAUGUUGAAAAAUGACCAUGAUUUUAUUUAUGCUUUCCCAAAUUUUGAGUUAUAGUACAUCUCCUGGACCAUUCUCCAUUGCUGUUGCUUGAAUUGGAAUUGCUCUCGUUUUAGUCGGU